Chiloscyllium plagiosum (whitespotted bambooshark) is the source of this 1694-nucleotide messenger RNA. RefSeq names its product solute carrier family 39, member 11 (gene slc39a11). Gene Ontology annotation, cellular component: membrane. Gene Ontology annotation, molecular function: zinc ion transmembrane transporter activity. The record is from RefSeq and is a predicted model, not a curated record. NCBI's taxonomy places the organism in Eukaryota, Metazoa, Chordata, Chondrichthyes, Orectolobiformes, Hemiscylliidae. Gene Ontology annotation, biological process: zinc ion transmembrane transport.
GGGCAGACGUGUUUGGGAGACACGUGGGCAGCAGGAUGAGGAAGUGAGAAGGAAGCCCUGGCUGUGCAGCGGGGAGCGUUAGUGACACACAGAGAGAGGACCAUGAUCGAGGGCUGGAGCCCGGUUCUGCAGAGCCUCCUGGGCACAUUCUUCACCUGGGGGCUCACGGCCGCCGGGGCUGCUCUGGUUUUCAUCUUCUCGCACGGCCAGAAACAAAUACUGGAUGGAAGUCUUGGUUUUGCUGCUGGGGUUAUGCUAGCUGCUUCUUACUGGUCUCUGCUGGCACCAGCGAUUGAGAUGGCAGAGUCCUCUGGGACUUAUGGAGCGUUUUCCUUCCUUCCUGUGGGAGUGGGCUUCACGCUUGGAGCAACAUUUGUUUACUUGGCUGACCUAUUGCUGCCCUCGCUGGGUAUUGACGAUUCUCCACAAAUGGCAUUUGCGCUCAAACAGGAGGCGAAAGCAGUGAAGGGGAAGAAGGAAGAGGAAGUUGAAGAUGCCAAGAGUCAAGAUGAAGAGUUCGCCAUCCGGAUAGGUAGAGGUGGAUUAUCUGCAGAGAAAGUAGACAAUGGAGAAGUCUAUCAGAGAAAAAGGGCACAGCAGCCCAACUACUCAGAGGGUUUGACUGCAGUCAAUCAUCCAAGAUCCACUCCAGAACAAAGCAGUUGGAAGCGCAUCAUCUUACUCAUUCUUGCCAUCACUAUACACAACAUCCCAGAGGGUCUAGCGGUGGGAGUUGGCUUCGGCGCUAUCGGCAAGACUGCGUCCGCGACGUUUGAGAGUGCACGGAACCUAGCUAUUGGAAUUGGCCUGCAGAACUUCCCAGAAGGCCUGGCUGUCAGUUUGCCGUUGCGAGGUGCAGGGGUUUCCACAUGGAAAGCGUUCUGGUACGGUCAGUUAAGUGGUAUGGUUGAGCCAGUGGCAGGAAUAUUUGGUGCCUUUGCUGUAGUUCUGGCCGAGCCUCUCCUGCCCUAUGCCUUGGCUUUCGCUGCUGGUGCCAUGGUUUACGUUGUAAUCGAUGACAUUAUUCCUGAAGCUCAACUCAGUGGAAAUGGCAAAUUGGCAUCCUGGACUUCCAUCGCAGGAUUUGUCUUGAUGAUGUCGCUCGAUGUUGGCCUGAGCUAACCUCAAGAUUUAUUUUACUGAAGAAAUUAGUUUGGAAACAAUCAUUUUCCCAAUUUAGAAAAAAAAAUGCAUUUUUAUUUUAAAUCUAUUUGACAGAUCAUCAUACAAAAUUUUAAUUUCAAAGUUGCUGCAAUUAACUUGCUCUCACUGAGAAAUAAUAUUGACUCAGCCAGAUAUGUCGGCAGCUUCCAGUCUGGGGUUAUUGUUAACACUUGAUUGUCCAGCAUCGUUGAUCGUUUGACACUUGUUCUCAUUUGUGGGUUUACCCUAACUUUUGAAUUCCUAUAAUUUGCUUAGUGUGCGGUUUGUUUCGGUCUCCAGCUUUUGGUGAUUCAAUUCUUAUUACAUCAGUGAAAGUAUCACGACUAUACGUUCGUCAGCAUGAACCAAGGAGUCAGGUAACCUUGAGCAUCCACCAUUGCCCACUUUAUAGUCUAGUAAUUCCACAAUGAAUUAUUGUAAUUCAUUAAUGAUCACCCGUUGAAAGAUGCUUAUCAUGUGGUACUUCAGAACGUCAAAGGGACACUGUAUUAAGAGGAAAGCAGACAUGAUGACCUUUCGAAGAAUACUAC